Molecule: messenger RNA, 2077 nt
Organism: Petromyzon marinus (sea lamprey)
Lineage: Eukaryota; Metazoa; Chordata; Hyperoartia; Petromyzontiformes; Petromyzontidae
Product: cyclin-dependent kinase-like 1
Biological process (GO): protein phosphorylation
Cellular component (GO): nucleus
Molecular function (GO): ATP binding; protein serine/threonine kinase activity
Source: RefSeq, a predicted model, not a curated record
AUGACGUCAUCAGAGUUAUCCACGCUCCUUAUAUGGCGUGCGUGAUGACGUCACCGGCAAGCCACCUCCCUCCCUACCACCACCAACAGCAACAACUCCGUCCCCACGCGAGCUUCGCCAUCCGUCGGCCACCGCCGCCACGGUGAAGAUGGCAGCGGUCGGCCGCGUGAUGUCGGAGCGACGCUGAAGGGGCCGAGGGCGGGAGCCAUGCACCGGGACAGCCCCCCAGCGCGCUGUAUCAAGCCACCGAGCACCAUGGACAAGUACGAGAAGCUGGCGAAGAUUGGCGAGGGCUCCUACGGGGUCGUGUUCAAGUGCCGCGCGCGGGACACUGGCCACGUCGUCGCCAUCAAGAAGUUCGUCGAGUCCGAGGAGGACCCGCUCAUCAAGAAGAUCGCGCUGCGCGAGAUUCGCAUGCUCAAGCAACUAAAGCACCCGAACCUGGUGAAUCUCCUUGAAGUGUUCCGCAAGAAGAGAAGGCUCCACCUCGUGUUCGAGUACUGCGACCACACGGUCCUCAACGAGCUGGACAAACACCCCCACGGGGUUCCCGAACCCCAAGUGAAGAACAUCUUGUUCCAGACUCUGCAGGCGGUCGGCUUCUGUCACCAGCACAACUGCAUCCACCGUGACGUGAAGCCAGAGAACAUCCUGGUGACCAAGCAGGGAAUCAUCAAACUCUGCGACUUUGGCUUUGCCCGCAUGCUAACGGGACCGGGCGACGAGUACACGGACUACGUGGCGACGCGCUGGUACCGCGCCCCCGAGCUGCUGGUGGGCGACACGCACUACGGACCCGCCGUCGACGUGUGGGCGCUGGGCUGCGUCUUCGCCGAGCUCCUGGCCGGGGAGCCUCUGUGGCCGGGCCGAUCGGACGUCGAUCAGCUACACCUCAUCCGCACGACGCAGGGAGACCUCAUUCCACGACACCAGCAGAUCUUCAGCUCGAACCAGUUCUUCAGCGGGCUGAGCAUCCCCGAGCCUGAGACACGGGAGCCGCUGGAGUCGCGCUUCCCGUGCGCGUCGCCCGCGGCGCUCUCCUUCAUGCGCGGCUGCCUGGAGAUGGACCCGGCCAACCGGGCGGCCUGCGACGGCCUCCUCGGCCACCCCUACCUGGCAGAGCGGGACGGCGACCGGCGGCGCUCCGAGCGGCACGGCCGCCUGCCGCUCGUCGCGCACGGCGCCAGGAGGACGCACGGCGGCGGCGCCGCGCGUCACAACGGCGGCCACGCCUCCAACGGCAACAACAACAACAACGCCGGCGGCGGCAACAAGUACGACAACCACCGGCUGCCGGACAUCAACGCGCCGAACGCGGCGCACGCCGCACGCGCGUCGUCGUCGCCGCAGCCGCCCACGCCGCCCACGCCGCCGCUCUGCCUCACCCCGUUCAUGCGGGCGCCCAAGUCGUAGAGGAAGUGGCCCGCCGCCGCUACCCACCGGGGCCACCGCUCGUCCCUGGUCCGCUGAGGUUUCGCUCGCCCCCCCGUCCGACGGAAUGCCCCCGACUCGAACCGCCGCCUGCACCGGAGAUGAACGCCCCCCCCCACCCCGCUCGCUACCACUUGCAACCGCUCGCAAACGCUUGCAACCGCCCACCUGCUCGGCUUGCGGGAUCCGAUGAGAAGCGGGCGCAUUGCGGCUGACGCGUGGUCAUAGGCGGCAUAGAGGUUAGCUCUGUGACAAUGUGACUAGGCCGGAGCGAACGUCCUGUGUUUUCAGCGUUGGCGUCUCCGGCCUGCUCUGACGAGCGCUUGGACCGCAGCACUCGACUCCUGUUUACAGCCCCCGAGCCAGCGGUGGGAAAUUCCACGUUCCCGUGGCAGGACGAGGCGACCCACGCAAACCGAACCACCGCUAACUUCCCGCCACGGUGAUGCACGCUCGCUAUCAUGCGGUGGUCGAAGUGUUCCGAAGGGGCGCGCAAAAUCACGGUCGCCACGGACGCCACCGCACUACGUCAGCUGCCUGCCGAUGGGCGCGCGAACGACAACGCCAACGGCGCUGUCCCACGUCCGACCGCGGAGCCGAGUGCGGGUGCAAUUGAUGAAGGCGCCUCGUAGAGGCAACAAUUUGU